Messenger RNA from Cylicocyclus nassatus, 411 nucleotides. NCBI's taxonomy places the organism in Eukaryota, Metazoa, Nematoda, Chromadorea, Rhabditida, Strongylidae. The record is from the annotation of a GenBank genome assembly.
AGGACAGAAUCAAUGAAAAUCUUGAUCGUUGCGUUAAUUUCACUGACAGAAGCAUUUCUACACCCAUACAGCAACGAGCUAAUCUUCAGAAGUGCGGAUCAAACUCACAUAAGCGAUCUCGAUCGUUCUGACGCAGGAUGCCGCGAUCACUGCGAGGUUGGAUGGACAUACCUCGACGAAACGGACGCCUGCUAUAAGCUGUGGCCAGACCCAUAUGUAGACAGAUCCAUGGCCUUAACCUAUCAAAGAUGGGACGAUUUAGAUUGUCACAUUGAAAUCAGAUCGUUUGUGUGCAAGAAGAAGCCUUUGCACUAGUGGUGAAACAAAAACGCGUUUGAUUGCUGUGAAUGAAAUUUUGUACAACAAAUCUUACAAAUAGCAGUAAAUACUCAAUAAAUUUUUUGAUCUAAA